AUGUACAAAGACAUUAUUUUGGUGUUAUGCGAUGGUUGGGGUGAUUCACAGUUCAAGCAUUGGGUUCAGAAGCACUUCAUACUUGUUAAAAAUAGUGAUGUAAAUGUUGUAUAUAGUAGUGGCAAAGCUAGUCGUCCAGUUGUGACGUAUGAAAAGUUGUAUACAAAAUUAUAUGAAUGUCAUAAUCGUGUAGGCCAUCACGGAAGAGAUAAGACAUGGAAAGAAGUUAAAGCGAACUAUUCCUGGAUUCCUUAUGAUGUUGUUAUGAUUUUCAUUAAAUUAUGUGAUUCCUGUAGCAAUCGACAAAACUUUGCAAAAUCGUCUGCGACUAAACAGAUCAUUUCAACAGAUUAUUUAACACGUAUUCAGAUAAGCCUCAUCGAUAUGAGUGGUCAUCCAGAUGGAAAAUUUAAAUGGAUUUUACAUACUAAAGAUCCUAUUUCAGAGUUCUUAUGGGCUUAUCCACUGGAAUCUAAAGAAGUAGAACCCGUGGCGGAAAAACUAUUGAAUCAGUUUUAUACCUUUGGUCCUUCUUGCAUACUCCAAAGUGACAACGGAAAGGAGUUUGUUACUCAAAUAAUAAACGAAAUGAAAAAGACUUGGGUAGAUUUAGUAAUAUUAAACGGUAAAAUACCUCCUGUUGAAGCGCAAGUCCUGAUUGAUCAUGAUAAUCGUACUUUGGUAAUAGCUUUAGAGAAAUGGAUGCAACAUAAUCAUACAGAUAACUGGUCAAAAGGUUUAGGCCCAGUUGUUUAUGCAAUCAAUACCAGUGUUGUUAAAAUCACAAACAAAACCCCUUAUGAAGUUAUUUUUGGGGAAGGACUCAGAUCAGAUUUUGAGAUAUGGAAAGCUAUUAGUCAAUCUGGUGUAGAAGAUGAAGAAAACCUUCCGGAUAAUUUUAUUCGUAAAAUCAACGGAUGUGAUGAUUCAAAUGAUCUUCAAAACAGUAACACUCAGUUAAAUAUUCUCGAUGCAAAUAAUCAAAGACUUCGUCUGGCACCACAACCUCAAACACCAACAUUAAGUUCUGUUUCAAAUAACGUCAGCAUUGCUCAUAAUACUCUUACUAAAACUCAUCAAACAAUAAAUAUAAACUCUUCGAGUAAUUAUCUAGGCUUAAAUGAUAAUGCUACUACUCAAGAUUUUUCCAUUGUGAACAAUGAUACCAGUGUUCAUGAUCAUAGAUAUGGAACAAUUCGUGAACAAACAGAAGAGGUUUAUUUUAAAUCAGCGACUAAACGUCAAAAACUACAUGAAAAUGCCAUGACUCAACGAGCACAAUGA
This is a messenger RNA of Rotaria socialis, 1284 nucleotides long. Lineage: Eukaryota; Metazoa; Rotifera; Eurotatoria; Philodinida; Philodinidae. The record is from the annotation of a GenBank genome assembly.